This is a messenger RNA of Sphenostylis stenocarpa, 1107 nucleotides long. NCBI's taxonomy places the organism in Eukaryota, Viridiplantae, Streptophyta, Magnoliopsida, Fabales, Fabaceae. The record is from the annotation of a GenBank genome assembly.
AUGUUAGGUGCGGUGCAGUUGGGGCUGUUAGCGGCGUGUGUGGUUCUCUUUGUGCCUAUGGGUAUGGCGGGGUGGCACUUGAGCCGCAACAAGGUUCUCUUCUUCAGUGGUGCACUUUUCAUCACUCUCGCUGUUGGGGUUCACCUCACACCUUAUUUCCCUUCGGUUUCUGAUUUCGUAUCAUCGGUUCACUCUUCUUCUGUUAACGUUGUCGUGGACGAUCGCGAUUCGUGUGUUUCGAUGCUUCAUGAAAUUGUCUGGGAGGUGAGGCCGAGGGUGUUUGACUCUGACCCUUUGAAUAACAAUUCCUUGAAUUACGAAAAGUCUUGGUCGUGGAAGAGAUCGGGUUCUGUUGAGUCGUGUGAGUUCGAGAGGCUCACACGGCACGACGUUUCGGUUUUGCUUAAUGGGUCUUGGGUUGUGGUGGCGGGGGAUUCGCAAGCUCGAAUCUUCGCGCUUUCGUUGUUGAGUUUGGUUCUGGACUCGGAAGGUAUGGAGUCUGUUAAAGGUUCUCUGUUCAAGCGGCAUAGUGACUAUCACACUGUGGUGGAUGAGAUGGGGAUGAAGUUGGAUUUCAUGUGGGCACCUUAUGUCACCAAUUUGACAGGUUUGGUUGCCGAGUUCAAGAGGAAUCGCGUUUAUCCUGAUCUUUUGGUGAUGAGUUCUGGAUUGUGGCACAUGCUGCACUUCACGAAUGCUUCGGAUUAUGGUACGUCUCUGGGAGUUUUGAGGAGUUUGGUGACUUCACUGUUGCCUGUGUCCUCCGAAAUUGACAAUGAUGAGGGUGUGGCGAGUUCUGUGGCGAUUAGAUCGCCACACCUGUUUUGGCUGGGGAUGCCAACUUUGGUGAACUCCAUGUUGAAUACAAAGGAGAAGAGGGAGAAGAUGAAUGAUCUAGUGUGGGGAGAAUAUGAGAGAGAGAUUAAGGGAAGUGGCAUGUUGAGGCAGUUUGGGGGUCCACUUCAACUACUGGAUAUUGGGUCAUUGAGUUGGAAUUGUGGGAUCAGGUGUACAGAUGAUGGGAUGCAUUAUCAUGGGGUAGUUUAUGAGGCUGGGGUUCACAUUAUGUUGAAUGCAUUGCUUAUUGAAUCUCAUCAGAAGGUAUGA